This is a messenger RNA of Fusarium oxysporum Fo47, 1494 nucleotides long. Its product is annotated as transcription factor domain-containing protein. Gene Ontology annotation, molecular function: transcription cis-regulatory region binding; DNA-binding transcription factor activity, RNA polymerase II-specific; zinc ion binding. The record is from RefSeq and is a predicted model, not a curated record. Lineage: Eukaryota; Fungi; Ascomycota; Sordariomycetes; Hypocreales; Nectriaceae. Gene Ontology annotation, cellular component: nucleus. Bases 124 to 1494 code for a protein of 456 amino acids. The transcript has a single exon. Gene Ontology annotation, biological process: positive regulation of transcription by RNA polymerase II.
GUGACAACGAGUCAUUUCUCAACCUUUCCCCAACCUCGGUGCGUUGUGUUCAGGACACUUUACUGCUUUGACCAUAUUAAUCACCUUGGGCUUGGUACACGACGCCUCAAUCCUCGUCUUGAGAUGGCCCUAUCAUCGCAUCAGCGAAUCAGAACAGUCCCUGGAUCCUGUUGGACAUGUAAAAACCGUCGUAUUCUAUGCGAUCUUACGAAGCCUGUGUGCCGGCGUUGUAUCGGAGUAGGGUCGUCCUGUCAAUAUUCCCAGGUUACACUGAAGCGACCUCUAAGACUGGUACCUCAUGUUCCUGCCGCCUUCCAACCCAUUGCUUUCCCUGCUGGCCUGUCCAGCACUUUGGAGGAGAAAGCCUUCUCUUAUUUUCACAGACGGCUUUGGCCUCUCCUCACUGCGGUUGAUGAUCAGAUCACUUUUCCGCUAGAUCCGGUCAUAAACAAUCAGGUCGUACGUGUGGUGAUUUGCCUGCUGGCAGAAUCGCAUCGUUUCCUUCAAGACAGGCGCAACAACCCGCCCGAUACCGUUCGAAAGCGCAGAGAGUGUAUAGAGGCCGUGAACAAGGAGAUUGAUCGCUGCUCUUCAGAUAUCAAUGCCAACAUGCAGCCACUAUUAUUUGCUAUUCUACUUCUUUACUUUUACGAAGGAUAUAUAGAAUGCCCUUGGUGGUCUCAUUCUACAUUGAUUCACCAAAAUGGUAUUCAGGCAACGAUUACGAGAAUGGGUGGAUUACAACGGGUGUUAAAAUCUGGUCACACAUCACUUCAUGUCUUAUUAUCUCUUUUUGCAACAGCAGAACUCACAACAAGAAUGCUAAGGGGAGGCGUGCCUUCAAUUUCUCCGCGCUCAUGGCGCCUCUUCAGUCCUGGGCCAGCAUGGUGGCGGGAACAUCUUCCAGACAAUACACCAUCCUCGGAACCGUGUUUAGGAAAUAUUAUGGAGUAUAUGUCUGAUAUAGUGUGCUACCGACAAUUCUUAAUUGACAAUGAAGCACUGCCAUCGACGGAGGUGAUCAAUGGAUUUGAAAGAGCACUUCAGCCUUCAUUCGCCCCCUUUGGGCUAGUUGAAACUGUCUCUCAGGAGAGUUCUACUGAAUCCUUACUCAUAUCACAUUACGCUUUCCUCCGGGCCUAUCAACACACUGCAUAUAUCUUUUUAUACAGAGGAGUGUGCAGUUUACCCACGACUCACCCUCUGGUACAACAGCAUGUUGAUGCCUGCCUCGACGCUAUCGAUAUGGUUUCACGCUCAUCUAAAGCUGUUAACUGCUUGGUCUUUCCUCUAUGUGUUGCAGGAUCGCAUGUCCAGACUCUCCAGCGUCAGCGUCAUAUCUUAAAAGUCCUAUUUGAUAUACAGAAUACAAUUAAAUUUGCUUCUUUACAGCAAAUAAUACAGUUUUUAGAAAGCUGUUGGAAAAUAGAAAUAGUAGAUAGCUCAUGGCUUGAGGUAUUUAUAUCUUUAAAUAGCAAUAUAAUUAGCUUUUAA